Camellia sinensis is the source of this 315-nucleotide messenger RNA. RefSeq lists its product as uncharacterized. Lineage: Eukaryota; Viridiplantae; Streptophyta; Magnoliopsida; Ericales; Theaceae. The record is from RefSeq and is a predicted model, not a curated record.
AUGGCUUCUUCUUCUUCCAUGGCUGAUGCAACUUCAUGGUACUGUGCCAUGGUCUUAGUGGCUCUCAUGAUGAUGGGGACUGUUAAAGAGAGCUCUCUCGUCACAGAUGAACCAGUCAGAGGAAAACACUUCUUGAACCGGCCUUGCGAUGAAAUAUAUGUGGUUGGAGAAGGUGAAACCCUCCAUACGAUCAGCGACAAGUGCGGCGACCCUUUCAUCGUUGAGAAGAAUCCACAUAUCCAUGACCCAGAUGAUGUUUUCCCUGGACUUGUCAUCAAGAUUACUCCUUCAAAACCUAGGAAGUUGUCAAGUUAG